AUGGAGCCUUCAGCCACUGCCCUCAGCGCUCACGGGUUCGACUACGACAGUGGGGUCUUAGACAAACCACUUGCCAACUUCAUUCAACGAUUCUAUACUCUCUCCGAUGAGAAGGAUGGCGUGGCAGCAUGGGCUGCUUGUUUUGCUGAAGAUGCAACUUUGAAAAAGGGAGAUAUUGUGGUUGUUGGACGCGAAAGUCUGGUUGAGCUGGGCCAAAACUCUUGGAACGGUCAGAGAUCCCGGCUUCACAAAGUAUCCAAGGUCUAUCCAUUUAGCCAGCCACGACCGUCUGAAGUGAUGUUGCAUGGCGUAAGCCAAAUUGUGUAUGACGAUCAAACCACUGGAGAGCUGGCAUGGGCCGCUAUCCUACAAUUUUCAAGAUCACGAGGUGGACAAAUCCAUAUCCAGUCUUACUAUAUUUACCCGACUGCCCUGGUAAAGAAGGCAUAA
Molecule: messenger RNA, 450 nt
Organism: Clonostachys rhizophaga
Lineage: Eukaryota; Fungi; Ascomycota; Sordariomycetes; Hypocreales; Bionectriaceae
Source: the annotation of a GenBank genome assembly